Xyrichtys novacula (pearly razorfish) is the source of this 8325-nucleotide messenger RNA. Lineage: Eukaryota; Metazoa; Chordata; Actinopteri; Labriformes; Labridae. The record is from the annotation of a GenBank genome assembly.
GAGCCAAUAGCAGCGAAGCGAGUUAAAGCGUUGAUGGCACGCGGUAGCUCCUCACUUCCUGGUUGAAGAUGGCGGAUGAGAAUGAGACAGCACCGAUGCCGGAGAAAGAAGAUGUAGAGGACCACGGACACUGCAGCGACUGUGAAAAUGAAGAGCACCACUUUGAAGAUGGGUAAGAACACAGGCCUGUUGGCAGGGUGGUGUUAAAUGUGUCACAUCAUUGUAAACAGAACAAAAGCUAAUUCAAGCGACAACCUCGGCUAGCAGACUUGUCGGAAUAGACAGCCAUCGAUGGAACAUGUCCCGCCCACUUUCUUUUACCCUGUUGGUUGAGAAGAGCAUUUGCUGGCUGUCUUUCUCAUACGAUUGGCUGAGAGUGCGGUCCGUUCUAUAUGUAGGCGGGCUUUAGUGUCGCUCUCCUUCAGCUCGGUUAGCAAGGCGUAGUAUGGUAGUGGAAAACCUCAUUGGGGCAUUAAAUGAGACAUUGCAUUUACUGUCACCUACUGAAUGCAGACAACAAGACAAACCAUUUUGGCAGCACAAAGAUGUGUAAUUCGUACACAGAUAUUAACUUUUUUUGCACCUGAUGCAAUUCAUGGCACCCACAGCUGCUGCUUAGUAAGCUAGCCCCCAUGCUAGCCUAGCUGUCAAACCCCUAUUGUCUGUAAGUGUUUGAGCAAAAGUGAAACAAGCAAAACCGCAAUCGUGCUACAACUACGUACUGAAGAUAGCACGUUGUUGGACAUUCAAUCCCCCACCUUCAAAUGGAGAACUGUGAAUGAUCCUCGAUUAAUCGAGCCAUGCCUCGAAACAGGAUUCAUGGAAAAACCUGUCUGGCUUAAUUCUGACUUACAUUAAUGUUUACUAAGCGGGGACACACAUGAGAGGAGCUCAGGUUUGCCGGUGUUGAGGCGUGUCCGUCUAUAGACCAUUGGGUGGACUCUAAUAAUGAGAGGGACUGUGCUGCUUAGUCAUCCUUUUCUAACAUUGAACCUCCUGAAGAAAUCAGUGCCCUCCUCUGAUGAUCACUGCUAAACCCCUUGGGUUCACUGAAGCUGUAAUCAGUGUUACCCAAGAUUGUUCUUUUAUUCUUGGAUUGUUCUAACUAAAUAGGGUGUAUCAUAAGGGAAAGAAAAAUUGCAACUCAUAUUUAGAACCUUCACAUUUUUUUUCCAGCAGCACAUGCAACAUGCUGCACCCAACACCCACAGAAACAAAGAGGUUCUGGCUUUCAGCUGGUGUCCUCUGUUGAAAUGGAAGCCUGUGGAGCAAACUAUUGUAUUUUUUGUUGCCUAUUGUCCUCUUGAACAUACACGCAUACACACGUGUAGAAACCAUUUCCAGAGGUCAUGUAAUUCACGUUCUGUGCUGUUGUUACAAAUACAGGCCAUUGCGUUGCCUCUCUCCUCUCUGGGACACUAAUGAGAUUAUCCUCUGUAAGUAUGCAGUCUCUGUCAGGCCAGAAAGUGGGAUAGCUGGGUGCAGGCAUGUAUGUAGGUCCUUACCUUUUAAAUAAUAGACAGUGGGGGAUUAUGGUGUGCUGGUUUUAGGAUGGAGGUUUUAAAACUACCUGUUUAUGGUUCUUCCCACUAUCCUAUGUGCCACUGUAUCAUCUGAAUCAGGACAAACGUCUGAUACAGGAGAUGAAGAGCGCUACAUUCAGCGUGUCUCUCGUGCUCUACCUCACAUGUUCUGUCAGUUAAUUGGGACUUUUGAGUCAGGCUAGUUUCUUGCUGGAGCUGCAACAAAGUUUGUUCGGGUAAACAAACAACUGAAAAUCUAAGAUCUGUUUACAACUAAUGGUGACUUUGAAUCACAACUUACAAAGAAAAUGUGAAAAAAAUUUCCAAACAGUACAAUUACCUUUUAAGUUUUACAAAAUUACUAUCCAUGAUUUAUGAGGGUAGACCUGAUGAAUUUUGGUACCCAAUUAAGUUAAAUUUUAAAGCAAAUGUGUUACAUAUUUUUCUUGCUCCUUAAUGUCUUGACAGUUUUUCUUUUCUUCUAUGCUGUAGGCAUAUUCCAGGUAGAGAUUUAAAGUAUUACAUUGUGACCGGGACAAGGCUUUCCUUAGGGAUAGAGGACUAAGAUACUGAUAAUGUCUAUUUCUGUCCUGUUUCAGUGACAGGGGUCUGGGUGAUGACACUGGUGCCAAGAAGAAGAAAAAGAAGCAGAAAAAGAAGAAGAAAUCUGGUUCAACAGAAGCAGCUCAGGACCCCCUUGCCAAGGCAUGAAUCAAUUAACCUUUAAAAAAGUUGUUUUACAGCCGUUGGUUCCACCAUCUAGAGUUAAAAUAGCAAUGAAAUAUGUCAGAGUUGUGAAAUCUGGACUCAUGCUGUAACAACACUGAAACUGUUCGAGAUGGAAAAAAAAUCCUUUUUUAUUAGUACUUUUCAUUCAACUUAAAAUAAUCUUGACUUUUCAAACAGGUGAAUUCAUUGCCAGCUGAUAAGCUACAGGAGAUCCAAAAGGCCAUUGAACUGUUCUCAGUAGGCCAGGGUCCAGCCAAAACCAUGGAGGAGGCCACUCGGAGAAGUUACCAGUUCUGGGAUACACAGCCUGUGCCCAAGCUAGGUGUGACUUUUAUUUUUCUCUUUAAACUCACAGGUAAGUGAACAUUAUGUUGUUUUCACUGUGUGUUAUAAAUUGCUUUGUGUUCUUUUCAGGGGAGACCGUUACAUCACAUGGCUCUAUUGAACCUGACAAAGACAACAUUCGUGAGGAGCCUUACAGCCUCCCACAGGGCUUCAGCUGGGACACCCUCGACUUGGGGAACCCCGCUGUGGUAAGUGAAAGAAAAACACGCUGCUUGUAUCAGGAUUGCAAAUGAGAAAAUCUGCAGCUUACAGUCCCCUUGACACUCUUUUUAGUUAGAAAGCUAGUUGAUUGUUGUGUCAGUGCUUUUGAGAAGAUGUCAUUCAUUUGUUGUGUUCCUCUCUUACUGUUUUGAACUGAUGGAAGACUAAAGUGAGCCUAAAAGUGAACAAGCAUGUCUCAGGAUGUGGUUUAAAGCAUUAUGCAGUCAUGUUUUGGUUAAAACAAGCUAAAGUUUGAAUGUUGUGUUUUCAGUGUGCGUGCCUGCUAUAUGAAAUGUUUACAAAGUAAAAUGACUCCUCAGAAAUAGUGCAGAACAAGUGAAGUUAGAAAAGCCUCAGCAUGGUUUAUUCAUGUCUGUAAGGCAGACAUGGUGUGCACACCUGCAGACUAUAAAACUGUUGUGUUUACUGAAUGAUUUUUAAUCUCUGUGAGCUUUUGGUAUCCUUUAAAUGAUUUAAAAGAUACCAACCAACUUGUGCAUGUAUGUUUUCAAUUGUUUUUUUCCCUUCUGCAGUUCUCUCUUGUGUAAGUGAAGGUUGUUAGUUAUGACUAUUUCUGUUCUCUUCUAUAAAAACCAGCUCAAGGAGCUUUACACUCUUCUCAAUGAGAAUUAUGUUGAAGAUGAUGACAACAUGUUCAGAUUUGACUACUCACCUGAGUUCCUGCUCUGGUAAUUCUUUUCUGGACUGAACUCCUCUUUUUUCACAUCUGACAAUGAUAUUUUUGAAUUUGAAUUUUGAAGUAGUACAUCUGGAUAGUAAAUUUUUUAUUGUAAAAGCACUUUAAACAACUUUAAAAAGACAAGCUAAAACUGGAAACAUUGCAUUCAGUAACUGAUGUCUUUCUUAGGGCCUUGCGACCCCCUGGCUGGUUGCCUCAGUGGCAUUGUGGGGUGAGGGUUAACUCCAAUCAGAAGCUGGUCGGCUUCAUCAGUGCCAUUCCUGCCACUAUCCGUAUCUAUGACAUGUAAGUGAACACAAUACCAGAAGUAAUCACAUUGCUUUACCACUACACCGUCCCUGUCCCAGCACACAAACACUGGGUGAGAGUGGAUUAAUUAAUGCAGGUAGGUCCACCUCUACAACAGUGGGUGGCAAUAACCCCCCUGCAGCAAGUUAUUAUUGGACUGUCUCAUAGUUGACCUAUCACAUACUUAAACAGUACGUACUUAAACAGACAUACAACUUCGGAAGAGGCCACCUGGUUGUGUGUCAAACAAUAAAACAUGGACAGCUCAACUGCUCGCUCUCUCGGUUUUACUUUUGGAACAAAUGAGACACACACAUUUUUCGUGGGCUAAUGGUGAUCUUUAAAGACAUAUAACCCUGGCUUCCUUUUUUUACAUUUCACUUCCAUGUUAAAUCCAGUGUGUGAACUGUGGAGCAUGAGAGGAGCAUCUAGGCCAGUUGGAGGCUAGCUGAGGUGUAAACAUGCAAGAGAAAAUAAAUACCCAACCAUACUAUCUGGGAAUGUCAGCAGGAAAUUGGACUAAGUGCAAUUUUAGUUGAACCAGCUUGUUUUGCAUGAAUUGUUAAAACCCAGUUUUAGUCAGUGUAGUCAGUAACAUAAUACACAGAUUUUUUUGAAACAUGUUAUUGUAUCAAGCAGGGAUUUGACAUUUCAUUAUGGACCCCUCACAUCCAAUCAGUUCAACUCCUCUGUCAUUAAAGCUAUCUCCAGUGGUCCCUAUAAUUUAUCAUAAUGUGCCAAUAUAACCAAGAUAAAUUCCUUCUAUGAGUGAACUUACUCUGAAUGUCUUAGUCUGGCUCUAGUUUAUAAUGCAUCUCAUAUUAAGUUUUUAUUGAUCAUUAUUGUUAAAAAGUGUAUUACUUUGUUUUCAUUGAGUAUUUACAUGACCUUUAAUCUCUCUAUCUUCAGUGAAAAGAAAAUGGUUGAGAUCAAUUUCCUCUGCGUCCACAAGAAGCUUCGCUCCAAACGAGUUGCUCCUGUCCUGAUCAGAGAAAUUACCAGACGGGUCAACCUGCAGGGUAUCUUUCAGGCUGUUUACACUGCUGGAGUGGUACUUCCCAAACCUGUCAGCACAUGCAGGUGGGUCUGACAGAAAAGCCUCCACAUGCUGACUAUACCCCUGUAUCUCUUUAUCUUGACUUUUUUUAUAGUGUAAAUUCUUUUGCGCAGGUAUUGGCAUCGCUCCUUGAACCCACGCAAGCUAAUCGAGGUGAAAUUCUCCCACCUGAGCAGAAACAUGACUAUGCAGCGCACCAUGAAGUUGUAUCGUCUGCCUGAGGUCAGUGAAAACUCAACAAAUUUAAGAAACGCACAUUUUCAACUUUACGACCUUGCAAUGACUGUGUUCAUGUCUUUUAGGCUCCUAAGACUCAAGGUCUGCGGCCAAUGACUAAGAAGGAUGUGCCUGUGGUGCAUCGCCUCCUCCGUGAGUACCUGAACCAGUUCCACCUGGCACCCGCCAUGAACCAGGAAGAGGUAGAACACUGGCUGCUUCCCCAGGAGAACAUCAUUGACACUUACCUGGUUGAAGUAAGGGAACAGUCCACCCAGUUGUUAUGAAAGAGAUUUAAUUUUGUUUGGUGAAUAUUUCUUAAAACUAGUUUUAUGUUCUUGUGACAGGCUGAUGGAAAGGUGACUGAUUUUCUGAGUUUCUACACACUGCCCUCCACCAUAAUGAAUCACCCUGUGCACCGCAGUCUAAAGGCAGCAUACUCCUUCUACAACGUGCACACCACCACCCCGCUACUCGACCUCAUGUCUGAUGCCCUCAUUCUGGCCAAAUCGGUUGGUGUUCUUUCUCAAUUCAUGUGUGUGUAUCCUCCAGGGUUUUCCUUCUGCACAGCUAAUGUCCUUUCUCCCUCGUCUGUGUAUCCAGAAAGGGUUUGAUGUCUUCAACGCACUGGAUCUAAUGGAAAACAAGACUUUCUUGGAGAAGCUUAAGUUCGGCAUCGGUGACGGAAAUCUUCAGUAUUAUCUGUACAAUUGGAAGUGUCCCAGCAUGGGCUCAGAAAAGGUAGGUUUUACAGGAUUACUUGUCUCAUAAUGAUAAUGUCAUGACCUCAGAGUAUCUGCAAGUAAGCACUGAUCUCUUCUUUCCUGCAAGUUUACUCCAGCCAGCAUUUAUCUGCAAAAAAACACCCGAACAUAAUGUGAAGGGGGAAAAAAAAGGACAGCAUGAGACAGGGCUGACUUAACUGUGGCACAGAGAACAUGGUAUAUUAAUACAGCCUGCCUUUUCUUAAAAAAAAUGUAAAAGCAGCUGACUUAUAGGUCCAAAUGAAACAGGACAUUUAGUCUUGAAAACGACCUGAAGCGUAUCGAGUGGUUAAUCAGUAUUUUCUGUUGUGGUACUGCUGGACACUUAGUGUCAGGUUUUUGUGGGUUGUCAGGAGAAGUUACUCACAAUUUUGGAAUAUUGCAGCGCAUCUGAAUUAUGCAUCAGGACACUUCAGUCCUUUUUGUGGAGCACCAUCAGCCCUGUAGCUAACGCUGCUAGCUGCAGCAGCUAGAAAGCUCAUUAUAUCGUAAUGGAAAAAAAAUCAAAUUUAGCCAAACUCUUAUGAAUUAAUAAUCUUGACUAGUUAAUCCUUCCAACCAUGUUAAAUUAAAUAUAACACGAGGAAUUAUUGAUACAUACUGCUGGUCAAAACUUGAAAAGGAAUUUGAAUCAAUAAUUCAAGGUACUACAUUCCAUCCAUUUUUUACUGUGACAGAAGUAUUUAUUGGAGAGCCCAUGAUCAAUCAAACAGGCACUGAAGGGGCUUAAACUCUUUUCACCUUGAUGAACCCUGCAGAAAUGAUGUAGCAUGAAGGUUUGCCAAAUAAACACCUUUUCUAACAUCUCCAUGAUUUUCUUCUCCAGGUUGGAUUGGUUCUGCAGUGACAUCCCUUUACACCACAAAACCAAGUGUCAACAACAGGCCAGGAGACCACACCAUCACACUUGACCACCUGACAUGAUGGACUGAUGACUUCCUGCUUCAGGAGAGAAAACCCCCCCCACCGCCCAUUUUUACUUUUUGACCUUCUGAACUUGACCUGCACUACCGCUGCCAGGCGGGGAGGCUGGGAGAGUCUUCCCGCUCUUCCUCCUCCUACGAUCACAGGGACCUUAAGCCAUUGUAGUUAUCAUCCCAAACAACUGUAAUUCAUCUGAGAGCUGUCUUGAUUGUACCAAACACACCUACACACAGGAGCAGUUUGCACAGAUUACUGUAAACCAAACACUCAUGGUUGGCAUACCUGCAAAACCUAGUUAAUGUGUAAGUAACAUCAGACAUACUGUGGAUUCUGCCCUGAUACAUACAAACUAAAAUCUACUGUUUUAUUUUAUUGCUAAAUGUUGGAAGUGCUUUUUGCAAUUAAAAUAACCCUGUCAUCCUUCAGUUUUAGAGAUAAAAAAAUAAAACCAUCAAAAAUAUUUUCAAGAGGAAAAGGCUCGAGGAGUUGAGGUAAUGAAUACCAAAAGUGGACACCAGAUAAGGGCUUCUGCUUCGAUUUCUCUUGUGUUAUGCUUGACCCUGUGUCUUUAUUUUCCUCAUCUAACCUGAUUUCAGACUAUGACAGUUGAACUUUGGAGUUUGUCUUGCUGCACUGCUUGAAGAAGACAUUCAUGUAAGAACUGUGCGUUUGUCUUCUGGAGUUCCUCUCAUCUGUAUUAACUCUUCAUAGUAGUCCUCCACAGCUUACUGCACUAACUGAAGAAGCCCCAAAAAACAGACUAACAACCCAGGAGGAGAAACAAAUAAUCAGAGUCAGUUUUUGGGAUGAGGUUGGACUGUCACAGAGCUCGAAGGCUUUCUUGGUGGAGUUUACUCCACGUUUAUCAGCAGGGAUCCGAUUUGUUAUGACACCUCUUGAUUUAACCGUGCAGUAGUUUCAAUCUCCACCCUGAGGGAACGGGAGUAUGGAAACAAUAGAUUGAAACUCAAUUGCCUUUGAGUACCUUAAAAGAACUUUUCAGCUCAUUUUGCAGAAAUUGCAUGAAGAAAUCACAUAAGAAGUCUUAACUAGUCAUAGAAAUAAUAGUACAAACUACCUGACAGUUCUGGACACUUGUUUACAUGCACAUAUCUCACACCGUGUUUAGAUCUUUGCUGUUUAAAGACAUGAUCAUGUUUGCCUUUGUCUCACUUCAAUUAACAUCCAUAAUUUUAUGCUUUUUUUAAGCUCUAUUUAGGAAGUGAUGACAAACAAUAGUAUUAAUCUACAUCAUGGAAAAUUGAUCAAUGCAGCUGGCUUUUCACCUUAAUGAAACAUUUCAAGCUCUAUGCUGAUCAUAUAGGUGACAUCAAUAAGGUUCGGGAUGGAUUUUGAAACUGGGCCAGUGAACAGCAGUCUGAAUUUCUGACACUUUUUGCAGAGUUGAUGAUGACAGGAGGAAUCUCCUCAAAGUGUUUCUUAUGUAAAAUGUUGGUUCUAUUUGCAUACAAAUGUAAAGAAUAAUGGGUUUUAUGGUGUUCUGAUGCAGGAAAAGACUUUCAAGAUGCAGGUGAUUUUUUUUGAGCAAAAAAUAAAAUCUAGAAGUUGCUGUGAGGA